AUGGCGGCCGCACUGCUGCCGGAGACGGCGUCGCGGCUGCUGACUCCGGAGACCCUCCGAACGGCGGCCAAGCAGUCUCAGGGCAUCCACCGUGUCCCCAUCUCCCUCCGCCGCGCCAUCAAGCGCUACCUCCGCGACCAGGACAAGACGCACAUGCACCGAAAGGUGCUGCUGCUUUCGUCCUCCUUCGAGCGCGCAAAGGGCACCGGUGCGGAGCUGGCUGCGGCGUCAACCCGUAGCGCACUCCUCGACGACCCCCACGCGCCUGCGAGCGCCGAGCAGCGGACUGCACGGUGGAAGGUUCAGUCCUCCUACGGAGAUACCGGCCUUCUGUACCGUGAGGAUGAGACGGUCGCGUAUGUCGCCUCCCGCAUGCCUGCAAUCUACGCCGCAUGCCACCGCGUGCUCCGUGAGGUUCGUCGUCGGUCUCCAGGUUUUGCACCUAAGAACGUGUUGGACUUUGGAGCGGGGCCAAGCUCAGCACUUUGGGCAAUGAGGGCAGUGUGGCCAAAGUCCAUAGAGAGGGUUAAUUUGAUCGAGCCCUCCAAAGAAAUGCAGAGAGCGGGACAGACCCUUCUUGAUAAUUUGAAGGGAUUGCCACUUAUCCACAGCUAUGAUAGCAUCCAAGAGUUGAACCGCAGCAUCGAGAAACAUGAGCGACGUCACGACCUUGUAAUAUCAUCCUACGCACUUGGGGAGAUUCCUUCAUUGAAUGACCGUAUAACAAUUGUGAGGCAACUUUGGGACCUAACAAGAGAUGUUUUGGUUUUGUUAGAGCCUGGAACUCCUCAAGGGUCAAAGAUUAUAAGCCAAAUGCGCUCAUAUAUCCUUUGGAUGGAAAAGAGAAAGUGCCGCAAGAGCGGAAAAUCUACAGCUGCUGCUCCAAGUAAAAUGAAGAGUAUGGUUCUUCAAGAAGAUUUGCUGAAAGAUGGUGCCUUUGUGGUUGCCCCCUGUCCUCAUGAUGGUCGGUGUCCAUUGGAGAAUUCAGACAAAUACUGCCACUUUGUUCAGAGAUUGGAGAGGACGUCAUCACAGCGUAUCUACAAGAGGUCAAAAGGUGUGCCUUUGCGUGGUUUUGAGGAUGAGAAAUUCUGUUAUGUUGCUUUAAGAAGGGGCAAGCGACCAGAGGAAGCUUGGCCACUUGAUGGAAUGAAAUUUGAUACUCUUAAAGAACGUCAUGCCAAGAGAAACCCAGAAGAUCUUAUCAUUGACUAUGACGAUCAAUUUCCAAGUGAGGAAGAUGAAGAAGCUCCUGGCAGCGACGAGGACAGUUUGGUCCCAUAUGCUUCUGAUACACAAGAACUAAGUCUAUUCCAUGAGAGUGGAGAGGAGGAAGAGGAACCCAUCCGUGCUGAUCUUGGAGGAGGCUGGGGCCGGAUUAUAUACAGCCCCAUUCGAAGAGGAAGACAAGUACAGAUGGAUGUUUGCCGUGCCACCAAACGGGAUGCGUCUGAAGGCGCGUUCGAGCGUGUGGUGGUCACACAAAGCAAGAACCCUGCUUUGCAUCUUCAGGCCCGGAAGUCGCUUUGGGGUGACCUUUGGCCAUUUUAG
Molecule: messenger RNA, 1551 nt
Organism: Triticum turgidum subsp. durum (durum wheat)
Lineage: Eukaryota; Viridiplantae; Streptophyta; Magnoliopsida; Poales; Poaceae
Source: the annotation of a GenBank genome assembly